AUGUGUUUUUUAACCCAUGAUCAGGUAAUACUCAAUGUGGAGAACGGACCAGAAGUGGACAACAACCCGCCCAAGUUCAGUCUCCAGGUGUACACGAAGGAAAUCUACAGUGUGCUUCCAGUAGGCUCCCCGGUCCUGGAAGUCAAGGCCACAGACCCAGAUGUGGGGGAGACUGAGAAGCUGCAGUACUCCCUGGUGGAGCCCAGCACUGCGUUUGAUAUAGAGCCCUCUAGUGGCCAGGUGUAUGUAGUGUCUGAUAUUCAUCCUGGAAAUGUGACCCUGACAGUGAAGGCAACAGACCCGCAAGGACAGUCUGACACAGCAAAAGUGGAGGUGAUAAUGACAGACUCCAGCAAUGUUGUGCAAAUAUCAAUCAACAAGCCCUCUGACAUCGUGCUGGACAAAGUUCAGGAGAUGGAAAAAGCACUUGUGCAGGCCCUGGGACUGAACGUGACGAUAGUCAGUGUGACUGACAGUGGCGGCAACACCGUGGUCAGUUUCAUCGCCAUGGACACUGGUGGAAAUGUUGUCCCGUUUGAGGACGUCAAGAAUGAACUGAUAGAGAACAAGCAGGAAGUUAAUGAAGCGCUUCAGGCAGUCUUUGGAGCUGACACAGACUUUGACAUUGUGGACGAGGGGAAGAAAACUGUCAUCGGUGCAAUCAUGGGGGGAGUAGUUGGGGCCGUUGUAGCUGUUGCUGCCAUUGGCGCAGUAGUUUACGGGGCAAGACAAUGUAGUAUAUCACAGAUUUAUUCAAGCCGCAGGAAAAGUCAAAGCUCAUUGUAUGACAUUAUAAAUUUCGACAAAAAAAGUUGA
This is a messenger RNA of Engraulis encrasicolus (European anchovy), 816 nucleotides long. Its product is annotated as cadherin-23-like. The coding region runs from base 1 to 816 and encodes 271 amino acids. The transcript is spliced from 7 exons. The record is from RefSeq and is a predicted model, not a curated record. Gene Ontology annotation, molecular function: calcium ion binding. Gene Ontology annotation, cellular component: plasma membrane. Gene Ontology annotation, biological process: homophilic cell-cell adhesion. Lineage: Eukaryota; Metazoa; Chordata; Actinopteri; Clupeiformes; Engraulidae.